UCUUAUUUAUUUUCUUUGGAAAAAGCUGGAUAGGCCAUUACAAGAGUUUCGUUAUGGAUGUUGUAACAAAAGUUUUAGAGGAAGCAGCAAAGCAUGCUGAACAAUUUAAAAGUAUUCACGUAGAAAAACAUCUUGAACUAGAAUAUGAUUUAGGAACAUUGCUGGCUGUAGACACAAACGAUUUAGACUUACGAAAAAUAAGAUCUAAAUCAGACAGAGACCAGUAUUUCAAAGAUCUAGCACGGGACAACACUCAGCUUCUUUUGAAUAAGAUUUGGGAAUUGCCAACAGAGAGAGUGGAAGAAGCAGUAGUUGCAAAACUUCCAGCACCAACAUUUGUAUUGCCCAGGGAGAAACCACUUCCAAAACAAAAGCCAUUGACAAAGUGGCAGAAAUAUGCCCAGGAGAAAGGAAUAAUGAAAACCAAAAAAUCAAAACUGGCUUGGGAUGGAACACUGCAGAAAUGGGUGCCUCGAUAUGGUUUCAAGCGGGCAGCAGCUGAGGAGGAAAAGAACUGGUUGCUUCCAGUACCAGACAGAGGAGAUCCUAAUGAGGAUCAGUUCACCAAGAAGUCCAAAAUUAAGAGUGAAAAUGUUGCAAAGAAUGAAUUUCAGAGGCUUAGAAAUUUGGCAAAAGCAAAAAAUGUCAAGAUCCCAAGAGUUGGAUUUCUUUCAGUCGAUAAACUUAAUUCCAAACAGCUGGGAGAAGUUGUGUCAGUAGCCAAGGCCUCAACUGCUUCCCUGGGCAAGUUUCAGGGGAAUCUUCCAAAGGAGAAGCGAGCAAAGAACAUUGGACCUCUGCUUCCAAGUGGCAGGAAGAGGAAACUAGCACCCCCAACUCCCGUGCAAGAAAGGAAAUCAAAUUUGGACAUCCUUGACAGUAUCCUUAACAAGAAGCCCAAGUUAGAUAUUGAGAAGGCAGUAAAUCGGUCACUGAACACUGAACAGCAAGAGCAAUCUGAGGGAACGAAAAGUCAGAAGAAGGGAGGAAAGAGAAGAAAAGGUGGGAAGAAAGGAAAAGGUGCUGGGAAGAGGACAGGAACCAAACCCAAGGGUGGAAAGGGUAUCAGAAAACCACGUGAAAAGACAGGACGCAAAAGACGUUGAUGCAUAUCUGCUGAUAUGAUGAUGCCUGUACUCACUGAAAUUAUAUAAACCAUGUGAAAAAAGUUAAUGAAGAGAUGUUUCUUGUUUUGGA
Zootermopsis nevadensis is the source of this 1197-nucleotide messenger RNA. RefSeq names its product ribosome biogenesis regulatory protein homolog. Gene Ontology annotation, molecular function: protein binding. Gene Ontology annotation, biological process: ribosome biogenesis. The record is from RefSeq and is a predicted model, not a curated record. Gene Ontology annotation, cellular component: nucleus. NCBI's taxonomy places the organism in Eukaryota, Metazoa, Arthropoda, Insecta, Blattodea, Termopsidae.